Messenger RNA from Alternaria ventricosa, 510 nucleotides. RefSeq lists its product as uncharacterized. Bases 1 to 510 code for a protein of 169 amino acids. The record is from RefSeq and is a predicted model, not a curated record. Lineage: Eukaryota; Fungi; Ascomycota; Dothideomycetes; Pleosporales; Pleosporaceae. The transcript has 2 exons.
AUGACGACCCUGCUUGCGAUAUUGGCGUAUCAAACACGCUUUGCUAUCGACUUUGGUCUCGCUAAAGAUACCAUGAUAGCGGUGUACGGAACAUUCAUCGCGAGCUAUGUUGCCGACUACUACUUUGUCGGUCCAUGGACGCGAUUAGCCAUGGCAUGGCGCGCCCUGGGUAUCUGUCUCAUGACGGUCUGCGCUACCGGUGAUGCUCUUCAGCACUGUGCUAUUGGCGUACGACAUAUGGUAUCCUGUUAUUAUGUUGUACCGCACCUCGACAUCGCGGAUACACCCGGACCGGUCGAGCCGGAACUGGAACAAGACGAUACUAUUCUUUCGACUGAAGAGAAGAGUAUCUCUGUCUUGGCCUCCAUGUCUGAGGACGAGAAGUACAAGUACUGGGCAGAAGGGGCGCUUGUACCUCUGGGGUAUUGCGAUUGGGAACUACUGAUGGCGCAGGUGAUAUCAGAGAUACCGACGAUGCAGGGUCGGCCAAGUACGAGGAGGAGAGGUUAG